UAUUCUUGGCCACACUGCAAACUGACUUUGUUUUUGUUUUAACAUGGCAAAGUUCUUGGGCAUCAACCGGCUGAGCAAGCUGUUCCAGAUGGUCCGCGAAGCCGGGGGACUGAAGCAAGCGUACCUGAAGCUAUAUAGGAACGAUGAUCUGAAGAUCGGAACUCUGGUGGGCAUCGACAAGUACGGCAACAAGUACUUCGAGAACCCGUACUACUUCUAUGGCCGCAACCGCUGGAUCGAGUUCGCUCCCCACGUCAACAUGGACUACGAUGGCUCCAUGAUUCCCGCCGAGUGGUACGGCUGGAUGCACUACAAGACCGAUCUGCCUCCCAUUCGCGAUGGAUGCCGCCCCAAGCACAAGUGGAUCGCGGACCACAGCGAGAAUCUUUCGGGCACCAAGGAGGCAUACUACCCCUACACCACAACACCCAACAAAGUGGAGGCCUGGGAUCCCAAGGCGAAGAAACAGUAGUGUGGCAUAGCUUAUAAUUAUUUUUAAAUUCAAGUGCAAAUGGCUGCGAUUGAAGAGAACACCGGAUCGAGUUAAUAAAUCCAAUUUCGUUGA
Messenger RNA from Drosophila teissieri, 565 nucleotides. It is a transcript of the gene ND-B17.2, whose product is annotated as probable NADH dehydrogenase [ubiquinone] 1 alpha subcomplex subunit 12. The record is from RefSeq and is a predicted model, not a curated record. Bases 44 to 472 code for a protein of 142 amino acids. Gene Ontology annotation, cellular component: membrane. Gene Ontology annotation, biological process: response to oxidative stress; mitochondrial respiratory chain complex I assembly. NCBI's taxonomy places the organism in Eukaryota, Metazoa, Arthropoda, Insecta, Diptera, Drosophilidae. The transcript has 5 exons.